UAUAGGUGAAGAGAGAGAAAGAGAGAGAAUAUAAAAUCUAGCUAUAACUAUAGGUGUGUAGAAAGAAACAUAUUGAAAUCUAUACAUGCAGAAUCUAAUCAAUCCAGCUAGGCAAACAGCAUGAUCUGCUUAUAUAAAAACAUCAAUUGGGCAUUACAUCUUUCAUUUCUUCCGGGAUUUGCAAAAUCAAACAGCUAGCUUAUACCUUCAUAAUAAUGGAUACUACUAAUGGAUCUUCUUCUUCUUCUUCAUCAUCAAGAAAAGGAAAGAAGAGCAAUGUUUCAUCAGAAAAUAGUAAAGCAAGAAAACAACCUCAAAGAGGACUUGGUGUUGCUCAGUUAGAGAAAAUCAGAAUAUUACAUUCUCAAUUGCAUCAUCAUCACCAACCACCUCCUCCUUAUUUCAACUACAAUGAAGAUCCAAGAUUACUGCAAACACCAUCAUACUCACAUAAUUCAUAUACUUUCCAACCUCACACUAUGAACAUAUCUGAAUAUGAAAGAUCAAACAUCAGAUAUGAAGAUUCUCAUCAACCAAACAGAUGGCAACAUGGCAAUGUCAACCACUACUCUCCUCCUCAAACAAACACAACUCAACCGUAUCUAAAUCUAUAUGACACACAAGAGAUAGGUAUGCAUAGAAGUGAUUCUUUGGAUUUGGAAUCGAGUAAGACUCAAGAGCCAGAUUUGGAGCUCAGAUUAUCUCUCUAUUAAUUCAUUUCUCAUUCUAUAUUUAAACAUUUUUAUUUACAAUUCAAAUCAUUGUAAAAGAACAUGUGUUUUGUUUUACAGUUUCAACUGCUGGAAUUUUAAAGGGAUAGCCAAUAGACAAAGACAUUGCACAAAAAUAUUAAUGUAGUAUAUAUAUUUACAUGUGUGAUUCAUAAAAAACAUUGUACCUUUAUAUCCAUGAGAAUCGAUGAAAGAGCAAAUAUGAGAGGAUAACUAUCAUAUAUGUUAGUAAUGUCUAUUGGAGUAGCUAUUUAAUAUUUAAA
This is a messenger RNA of Vicia villosa (hairy vetch), 994 nucleotides long. RefSeq names its product protein SPEAR3-like. The transcript has 3 exons. The coding region runs from base 216 to 713 and encodes 165 amino acids. Gene Ontology annotation, molecular function: DNA-binding transcription factor activity. Lineage: Eukaryota; Viridiplantae; Streptophyta; Magnoliopsida; Fabales; Fabaceae. The record is from RefSeq and is a predicted model, not a curated record.